Messenger RNA from Scylla paramamosain (green mud crab), 2310 nucleotides. RefSeq names its product zinc finger protein 513-like. Lineage: Eukaryota; Metazoa; Arthropoda; Malacostraca; Decapoda; Portunidae. The record is from RefSeq and is a predicted model, not a curated record. Gene Ontology annotation, biological process: regulation of transcription by RNA polymerase II. Gene Ontology annotation, molecular function: DNA-binding transcription factor activity, RNA polymerase II-specific; RNA polymerase II cis-regulatory region sequence-specific DNA binding.
CCAGCUGAGCCACGUGCAGGAGGGGCAGGAGCGCGUGUUCCGCUGCGGGCGUCUGCUCCAGCACCUUCAAGAGACGCUGGCUGCUGAAGCGACACAUGCGCACAACACACGGGCGAGAAGCCUUAUAAAUGUACGGGUGUGUGUCUACGCGGCAGGCACCAAGCAGAACCUCAAAAUGCACCUUAGGAAACACACAGGGGGAGAAACCGUACCCCUGCCCCCACUGCCCCUACCGUGCCGCCCAGAGGAGUGACCUGAAGGCACACUCACGCACGCACACAGGUGACCGGCCCUUCACCUGUCCUCACUGCCCCUACUCGGCUGCCCAAAGUGCCGUGCUGCGUCGACACCUUAAUAUUCACGCCGAUAAGGAGCACUACACCUGCCCCAAGUGUCCCUUCCCUCACCACACACCUGCUCCAGGGAGAAGCCCUUUCACUGCCCGCACUUGCCCCUACCAAGCCCGCACCAACUACAUCCUGACCAAGCACAUCAGGCGACACACGGGGGGAGAAGCCCUUCGCCUGCCCCGCCUGCCACUACCGCGCCGCGCAGAGAUCCCACCUGGUCACGCACCUCCGCACGCACGCCUCCAUCCGAUACCUCUCCUGUCCAAGAUGCCCCCUACAGGACUCCUGACGAAGGACACCUGCAGGAUCACCUCCGCCUGCACGAGGAGGGGAGGCGCGGCGCUGCUUGCACGCCCUGUGGACUCUGCUGUUGCUGCUGCUGCUGCUGCUGCUGCUCUCACCCCCGCCCGAGGCCACCAAGCGGCGGCGGGGCAGGAGCAAGAGAAACCAUUCGCGUGUAGUGUGUGCCCUUACUCCACCUACCGGCGCGACCACCUCAACACACACCUGCGCACACACACCGGGGAGCGCCCUUUUGCCUGCCCGCACUGCCCCUACCGCGCCGCCCAGCGAGUGCACCUCAACUCGCACGUUCGGACCCACACUGGCGAGAAAACCGUAUCCUUGAACUCCCACCUUAAGCAUCAUCUCAGGGCCGUGCACCCAGGCCACGAGGAGGACCUGACGAAGGCACAGCAGGGACAGACUCAGCAGCAGCAACAACAACAGCAGCAGCAGCAGCAGCAGCAGCAGCAGCAGCAGCAGCAGCAGCAGUCUUUGUCCUACCAGCAGCAGAAUCAAGAUGUUGACACCCGGGCGCAGCAGGGGACUGGGGGGCCUCCUCACACCUCCCCACCUGACCCCCCCUCGCCCCCGUGGUGCCAGUGGGGGGUGUGGGUGUUGAAGGGUGUGUCCAUGGUUCCAGGGGUGGUGCUAGUAGUCUUGCAUCUUCACUGGGGGAGGAAUAUUCAUGAGAGCUUGGCUAGUCAUCGCUGUGGCGGGUAUUCUGCUUCAGGGGCAGGGGCGGCGCUGUACCGAUGGAGGAGUGUCGCCUGCCCCUGCCCGCCUUCCUCUCCCGCCUGGGGCUGCCGGCCGCUCCCCACGCCGCGCCCCUCGCCCCCCAGGCCCCUGCACGCCCCUGGACGCGGCCGAGCUGGACCUGGGGGGGGCGGCGGCACCAGUGUGGGGGUCUGCGGCCGCGGCUUCCGCCUGGCCAAUGACCUGCGGCGCCACCUGAGGACACACACGGGGGAGAAGCCCUACCUGUGCCCGCACUGCCCCUACCGCGCCUCGCAGAAGCAGUCUGUCAACAGGCACGUCCGCACCGUGCACUCUGACCUAUUCCUGACGGAGGAGGCGCCCCUUGGGAGGACCCCUGCGUCCCUAGCCAAUGCUGCUGCUGUCGCUGCCGCCGCCGCUGCCGCCCUCUGCCCCCAGACUCACAGCAUACUCCCAGGCCAGGACGGAGAAACUGUAGCCCGCACCGUCACGAGGCGAUAUCCUGUAGAAGGCGCCGCAGGAAGGCUAGGGUGUGGUGAUGUGAGGGUGUGAGGGGCGAUGCAGGGUAAGGUCGAGGCAAGGGUUAGCCAUGCCUGGCCUGCUGACGAAAGGGCUGACGGAGGAAGUGUGAUUUGCUGUGUGCUUGCUUGCUUCUUGUGUGUGUGUGUGUAUGUGUGUGCGUGCGUGCGUGCGUGCGUGCGUGCGCGCGUGCGUGCGCGUGCGUGAGCGCCCUGGAGAGAAGUGUUAAACGUGGUGUUCUCCUCCUCAUUCUCCCCCCCACCUAUUCAAAUUGCUGCUUCUUUGUCAUUGUAAUGUGUGUGUGUGUGUGUGUGUGUGUGUGUGUGUGUGUGUGUGUGUGUGUGUGUGUGUGUGUGUGUGUGUGUGUGUGUGUGUGUGAAGUCCGUUGCUUCAUCCCAGACAGGUGUUGUUAAUUUUUUUUGUAAAUAAAAGUGUCAUUAUA